AGACUUCUCUUUCUCCCACUUCGGACACAACCUUUGGUCAUGGGAAGGAUUGGAAAGGAGGUGUUGGGCCAGGUGCUCAGCUUCAUCGGCUUCGUGGGGGUGGCAGUGACCACGGGUAUCCCCAUGUGGAGGGUAACCACUUACAUCGGUGCCAACAUCGUAACAGGACAGAUUGUGUGGGACGGCCUGUGGAUGAACUGCGUGAUGCAGAGCACGGGACAGAUGCAGUGCAAGAUAAACGACUCAAUAAUGAGGCUAUCGACAGACCUUCAGGCAGCGAGGGCCCUGGUCAUCAUCUCCAUUAUCUUCAACUUUGUCGGCCUGAUUGUCACCUUCAUCGGGGGCCAGUGCACCAGCACCCUGAAGUCUGAAUCCUCCAAGGGUAAAGUGAUGAUCCUUGGAGGCAUCCUGCUGCUCAUUGGUGCUCUUCUGGUCCUCAUCCCCGUCUGCUGGUCGGCAGCGUUUACCAUCUCAGACUUUAAUAACCCUCUGACCAUUGAGACCCAGAGGAGGGAGAUAGGAGCCUCCAUCUACAUCGGCUGGGGCUCCACAGCACUGCUCCUCAUCGGGGGGAUAAUCCUCUGCACCUCCUGCCCGCCCCAGAAGAUGUAUGGGUACCCAGGCUAUCCUCAAGGAGCGCCCAUGUACCCCUAUCCAGGCCAACCAAUGGUCCAGGCAGGGCCCUAUGGGAGAGUUUACACCCCAACCAGUAGACCCUACUCAGGGACAGGUUCAUAUGCACCAAGCAAGCCAUACACAGCACCAAUAGAAUACGCUGUACCUGGACGGCCUGGACGGUAUCUGUAACAAAGUGAAAUGGAAAAAGGGAACGUCUCCCUGAAUACUGACUGGUAUUUUGGACCUUGACGUUUUCAAGCUAUUGUUUUGCUGAGCUUUGCCUCUGCAGAGUUUAAUUGCACCACCAAAAUGUACUUUUAUCAUGUACUUUUGUCCACAUUGAUAUGUAGAUAUUGUUAUUGAUGAGAAUAACAUGCAAUUUAUAGACAUGAAAAUGAUUGUGUGAAUGAUAUUCAUUAUGUUUACGAGUGUUUGCACUUUCACACAAGAGGAAGAAUCUGUUCUUUCUAAUGUUGACAAUGUAAAUCCUUAUGUCUUAAUGCAAACAUUACAACAAAUUGUUUGAUAAUGAGAAUGGAUGUAGCGUAAAUGUUCAUUUUAGCAGCAACCUGUGUUCUCCCAUUGUGCAACCGGUACUGUUGUCUUGUAAAUAGCUGGCUGGUCUAUGACUUGUGAUGUAUCUGUACACAUGUAUCUGUAUCUGAAAACAACACAUUUUUCUGUAAAUAUUUUGUGGAUAUAUUUACCAAAUAUAAACACACAUUUUAUUACAUAAAAUAAUGUGUAGUCUUAAUGUGUCUUUGUGGAAAAGUUGGGAAACAACAACUGCGAUUUCAAGUGUUCAUUAACUAUGAGCAAUAAUCAUACCAAUAAUCAAAGCCUAUGCAUUUUCUAACUUACGAUUCAUGUUAUAAAAGUUGCAUUUUGAAUUC
This is a messenger RNA of Salmo salar (Atlantic salmon), 1511 nucleotides long. It is a transcript of the gene cldnf, whose product is annotated as claudin f. Gene Ontology annotation, molecular function: structural molecule activity. The record is from RefSeq and is marked provisional. Gene Ontology annotation, cellular component: membrane; bicellular tight junction. NCBI's taxonomy places the organism in Eukaryota, Metazoa, Chordata, Actinopteri, Salmoniformes, Salmonidae.